Molecule: messenger RNA, 2680 nt
Organism: Amblyraja radiata (thorny skate)
Lineage: Eukaryota; Metazoa; Chordata; Chondrichthyes; Rajiformes; Rajidae
Gene: bag5
Product: BCL2 associated athanogene 5
Exons: 2
Coding region: 131-1477 (448 amino acids)
Biological process (GO): negative regulation of protein ubiquitination; protein stabilization; regulation of inclusion body assembly
Cellular component (GO): nucleus; cytosol; cytoplasm
Molecular function (GO): adenyl-nucleotide exchange factor activity; protein-folding chaperone binding
Source: RefSeq, a predicted model, not a curated record
GGCGGUCCUGUCGUUCGCUUCAGGUACAUCAGAAUUAAAGUUUAGAUCUGAAGCCAAGAAGUGACUCCAUGACCAGCAUUUUUUCAUUCAAUUUCAGACACACGAUGAUUCAUUAGGGGGAAAAGAAAACAUGGACAUGGGUCAACAACAUCCUUCUUUGAUUAAGGUUCAGGAAAUUCAGAAGGAAAUACUGGAAACCAAACGACUUGUACUUUUGUUCAGUGGUACUAAAUCUGACAGAGAAUAUAAGCAACUGGAGAGCUCUUUGAUUAAGUUGCUGUUUGAGUUGGAUGCAGUAGAUACAGACGGCAAGACGGCAGUUCAGAAUGGCCGCAAAGUUGCAGCAAAGGACGUGGAGGAUCUUCUGAAGGAGCUGGAGCAAACCGCAACUCACCCGUCACGCCUGAAGGUGGAACAGAUCUUCGGUGAUGCACAGCAGCUGGUUACCAAUGAGCUAUCAUCUGCUGAGGGCUUGAUAACCGAGGAGUUUGCUGAUCGCAUCCAAGAAAUCAUUUUUCAGCUGGCGCAGGUUAAGACAGGAGGGAAAAUUAGCUUGAGGAAAGCCAGAUAUCGAGCACUGACAAGAAUUUGUGCUGUGCAGGACAUCAUUGACAACUGCAUUGGGCGACAAGCACUCAGUUUGCCCCUCUCCACAAAUACACAUCCUUCUGUUUCUAGAAUCAAUUCUGUUUUAUGUGAAGUUAGCAAAGGAAGAUGGGAUGUGAUUGGCCUGCUGAUGAGCCUAAACUCCCUGGACAAUUGUGCCCAUCUGUCCCGUGUCCUCACUGGAUUGUUAAUGCAAUUGGAUGCUAUAGAUGUGUCUGGACACUUGGAGGUGAGAAACUACAGGAAACGAGUGGUGCACGAAAUCAAUUGCUUACUGGGACAUUUGGAGAUGGAAUCAGAGGGAGAGUCUGCGGGACGUUAUGAUUUAGCACAGAAUCAGUCCAUCAAACGGAUAGAGGACAUACGUCAGAAGACGACGCAAUUAAAAUAUCAGCUGCUGCAACUGGAAAAUGCCUCUGAUCUGCACUUCAAACCACAUGCUGAAUUGCAAAGUCUUCUCAGCGAGUUGGAUCAAGUUGACAUUGACAAGAAUCCAUGUAUUCGUGAAGCUAGAAGAAGGUCAGUGGUUGAUGUGCAGGCUGUGAUUGCUUAUUUUGACUUGAAGGAGGCUCUUGAAAAGAGAGAGAACAUGAAGGAGGAACUAACAGAUGAGCACCCUUCACAGAAAGCCAUAUGGGAGGUCCUACGUCACUUAUCAGAAUUUCAAAAGCAAGCGCUGUCAUUUGAUGGUGCUAGAACUGACAAGAAUUAUGUGAUACUGGAAGAAAUGCUUACAAAACAACUUUUAGCACUCGACGCUGUGGAAACUCAAGGAAAUGAUGGUGCUAAGAUUGCCAGAAAACAAGCAGUGAAGUUUGCCCAGAAUAUUUUAAAUUACCUAGACAUGAAAACAGAUGAAUGGGAAUACUAAUUCAUGAAUUAGUAUUUUUAAGCUUAAGCUUUUUGAACAGAAGGGAAUUGUUCAGACUACUGCAUUUAUCAAUGUCAUGCAGAUUAAACCCCAUCUCAUAAGUUAUCAUCAUUUAUAAAAGAAGACUUUACAAAAAAGAUGAACCAAGUUUUAGUACAAAUGAAUGCUAUGGCAAUGUUUUGCAUAUUUUAUUUUAAUGUCAUUAAGGUUAAAGUAAAUUGGUAUUUGGAAAUAUUCUAGUUAAAAUAUUGGAAGAAUUUAAGCCCUAUCACAUGCUGCUUUUCAACAUUUUUAAAAAUGUCAUGUUCAGGACAUCAGCUGAGAAGUGUGGAUCUUCAGCUACAUAUAUUUUCACGGGCAGUAUGGAGUGCUAGAUGCACGCCAGUUAUUUUUGUUUUCUUUCUUUGUGGGCUAUAUGUUUUUUCUAUUUACAUUGGAUUAGAAUAAUUCAUAAUCAUAGCUCAUAGUUAUUUUGUAGUUCAUGUACAGCAUGCCACUGCACUCUCCCAUGGACUGUAUUGUUUUCUUUUCAGACUUAAUAUUAAAAUCAUUUUAAAAUGACAGAUUAUUUCAAGAAUGAACGACGUUGGCAAAGAUUUUACUUUCAAAUAUUAGUGUGUUAGCGAUAUUGAGUGCCUAUACUUGGAGAAUAUUUUUUCAAAAAUUGUUACACUGCACUUGAGAAUCCUUUGACAAAGGUGUGCGUAAACACAUCACGCUUUUGUGGGAUUCCAAAUAAAUAACCGCACAUGACAAAAGUGCAGUUUGAAUGUUAUUUAAUAAUAUUAAAUAAAACUGGAUUUCAAUGAAAUUGAAUUAUAAAGUGUCUGUUUUUAACAAAGUAUUAGAAAUUGAUGGAAUACCUAAACUGGAUAAGCAUCUGAGAAGCAAGCCCUACCAUCACGCUGUGCUCCUCCGUUGUUGACCAUAAGGAAUGUUGCAAAGCUUCGGGGAAAUUACUCUGGAUACUUUCUGAUGAUUACUACAAUAUUUUGUAACAAUGAUUGCAAAAAUUAUCAAGUAUCAAGCAAAUAUAUCAAAUAUGUAUCAAAUAUAUGAAAUGCAUCAAAUCUAAACAUAAAAAAUAAAAACAUCAAAUAUAUCAAAAACAUCAAACAAAAAUAAAACAAUGCAUCUCUCACUAUUAAAUCUGAUGCCUUAAGAAUGAGCCAUGAUGAGGGGGAAUUAGACAGUUUAUUUAAU